UUGCGUAUAUUUUAUGCAACACAUACAUAUAUUUGUUGGCAGACGAUUGCAGUGGCAAGCAAAGGCGUUUUUCUUUGUUAAUUGUGGGAAUAUCGAGAACAAAUAUCAUGAGCAAGGCCAGUAAUAUUAUGCGCCUUGUUUUGUUACAGCUAAAGGGCUCCUCGGACAAAACCGCAAAUGUACUAAAUGCCGUGAGCAAAAUUGAAGCUGCCGUUAAGGAGCAUCAGCCUCGGCUUAUAACGUUGCCAGAGUGCUUUAAUUCUCCUUAUGGCACAAAAUAUUUUCGGGAGCAUGCCGAGCAAAUUCCAAAUGGCUACACCAGCCAGCAGCUAUCGAAGGCAGCAUUAGCUAAUCAGAUCUACAUUGUGGGCGGCACAAUACCAGAAUUGGGCGAAAACGAUGCCAUUUAUAAUACGUGCACCGUAUGGGGACCCACUGGCGAGCUAAUAGCCAAACACCGCAAAAUGCAUCUCUUUGAUAUUGACGUAAAGGGAGGCAUCCGAUUUAAAGAAUCCGAUACGCUGUCCGCUGGCAACGAUUUUACUGUGAUCAAUGUUGAUGGUCACAAGAUUGGUAUUGGAAUCUGCUAUGACAUUCGCUUCGAGGAGAUGGCGCGUCUAUAUCGCAACGAUGGAUGCGAGAUGAUCAUAUACCCGGCAGCCUUUAAUAUGACAACAGGUCCUUUGCACUGGGAGCUUUUGCAAAGGGCGAGGGCGAACGAUAAUCAGCUCUUUGUGGUGACUACUUCACCAGCCAGGGAUACGAGUGCAGAUUACGUUGCCUAUGGUCAUUCUAUGAUUGUGGACCCAUGGGCCAAAGUCCAAAGUAGCGCUGGCGAAGGCGAGCAGAUUUUGGCCGUUAAUAUUGACUUUUCUCUAGUGGAGCAAGUGCGUCAACAAAUUCCAGUGUUUAGCCAGCGUCGGCUUGAUCUUUACAGUACAGAUAAGAAGUCCAAAUGAUUGAUAUUGCAUUUAUGUUGUCUUAAAAUAAUAAAAAUUGCAUGUGACCAUUUCCAUGGUCGGAAACGUGA
Drosophila grimshawi is the source of this 1030-nucleotide messenger RNA. Its product is annotated as omega-amidase NIT2. The record is from RefSeq and is a predicted model, not a curated record. The transcript has 2 exons. Bases 108 to 959 code for a protein of 283 amino acids. Gene Ontology annotation, biological process: L-glutamine metabolic process; oxaloacetate metabolic process. NCBI's taxonomy places the organism in Eukaryota, Metazoa, Arthropoda, Insecta, Diptera, Drosophilidae. Gene Ontology annotation, molecular function: omega-amidase activity. Gene Ontology annotation, cellular component: mitochondrion.